This is a messenger RNA of Cornus florida, 732 nucleotides long. RefSeq lists its product as uncharacterized. The record is from RefSeq and is a predicted model, not a curated record. The coding region runs from base 1 to 732 and encodes 243 amino acids. The transcript has 2 exons. Lineage: Eukaryota; Viridiplantae; Streptophyta; Magnoliopsida; Cornales; Cornaceae.
AUGUCGAGAAAGAAAAAAAAAACAAAGAAAAAUCAAACUCGCAACGAGCAUGACUAUGAGUGGAAAAAAUAUGAAAAAAGGUUCACCUGCGAUGGAUGCAAGGAGGACGGUUAUGGACCAAGAUACAGACAUAAAAAUUCUGACUAUGAGUUACAUAAGGAAUGCCAUACCAAGUCUUCAGAACUCAAAAUUUUCCAUGAAUUUCUCAAAGAACGCAGUACUCUCAAAUUCUACAAAAAACAGAAGCAACCAAGAUGUUGCAUUGCCUGUGGGAGGGACAUAUGUGGCUAUGUCUACUGCGAGAAAGUGAAGGGAUGGAGCUUUCACCCUUGUUGUAGCAAACUCAAACCUGAAUUCACUAAUAACAAAGUGAUAUUCAGACUUCGUGAUAAGGCGUCAUCAAAGUGCAUGUGGUGUAACAAGAAAGGUCAGAAAACCCACGUUUCAGGCUGGUCUUACAUUUCUACUUGUAAGAAGUAUCGCUUUCAUGUAUACUGUAUUCCUGAAAUGAAGCACGAGGCAUGGAAGAAAGGGUAUUCCAUGACAUUAGAGGAGAUGGAUCUAUCACUCCUAGAUGGCCGACGUCGUUCCAAAAAGUAUGGUGGCCGAAAUUUUUUCAAGGAAACAGCAAAGAUAGCUGGCAUACUUUUGGGGGCGGCAGUCGAUCCAUCGGGGAUUAUUGCAGGUGUGGCUCCAAUUGCGGUGGAACUCUUCUCCAACAUAUUUAAUUAG